UUUUAUAACCGUGCUAGUGCACCUUGAACUUCUCCUCGGAGCUGUUUGGGCUCUUUUCUCCUCGCACUUUUAUUAUAAAUAAGAUAAUUAACAUGUCUAGUUUUCCACAGUUACUUAGUGUCACGCGCUCAUCGGCCAGACGGUGGUCGCGUGGAGGAAGCUCAGAAAAGUGCGUCAGUUCGUGUUUGAAAGCGAACUUUCUGAGUUCGUCCACGGAGGUGUCAUCAAACCAUCAACACAGAGGCGGCUCCAAGUGCUACACAAGUUCUGCUGGGACUAAAACGGUCCGGAUCGGGUGCGCCUCCGGGUUCUGGGGGGACACCGCCACCUCAGUGCCUCAGCUGAUCUACAGCGGGAAGCUGGACUUCCUGGUGUUCGACUACCUCAGUGAGAUCACCAUGUCUCUUCUCACCGCCGCCAAGACCAAGAUGCCUAACCUCGGCUACGCUCCGGACUUCGUCCAGGUCGCUCUGGCUCCCUUCAUCAACGACAUCCACAGGAAAGGAAUCCGUGUGGUCAGUAACGCUGGAGGAGUGAACCCUCUGGCCUGCGCCGAGGCCAUACAGGAAGUCCUCAAAAAGGCUGGGCUUGACCUCAAAGUUGCCGUGGUGACCGGUGAUGACGUCAUGCCUCAUAGGAGCAGUCUGUCUGAAGUAAAGAUGGCCGACGGCGGCGACGGACGGACGUUACCGAAGACUCUUCACAGUAUGAACGCUUACCUCGGGGCCGAGCCGAUCCGCCGCUGCCUCGAUCUCGGAGCCGACGUCGUGGUGACGGGACGCUGCGUGGACAGCGCCGUGGCGCUGGGGCCGCUCAUGCACACCUUUGGAUGGAGAAGCAGCGACUACGACCUGCUCGCAGCUGGCAGUCUGGCGGGUCACCUGAUCGAGUGUGGAGCUCAGAGCACCGGAGGGAUCUUCACCGACUGGCACAAAGUUCCCGACUGGGACAACAUAGGCUUCCCAGUGGUCGACUGUUCCAGCGACGGCUCCUUCGUCCUCUCCAAGCCGCCCAACACCGGCGGCCUGGUCUCCUUCGGCACCGCCGCUGAGCAGCUGGUGUAUGAGAUCGGCGACCCGCGACGAUACCUGCUGCCUGACGUCAUCUGCGACUUCAGCCAGGUGGAGAUCCAGGAAGUAGCAGGUGUAGAAGGAGGUGCUGUCAGGGUCAGUGGGGCGAGAGGCUUCCCUCCAUCACACGACUACAAGGUUUGUGCCACCUACAUGGAUGGUUUCCGAGCCACGGCGGUGUGUCCUGUCGGAGGACCGAGAGCAGCAGAAAAGGCCCGACGGACCGCUGACAGCAUCAUCAAACGGACGAAGCGGAUGUUUAAGCAGUUGGGUCUGGAGGACUUCAGCUCAGUCAACGUUCAGGUCCUCGGAGCCGAAGACACGUACGGUCCCAACGCUCACAACAAGGGCUCCAGGGAGGCAGUGAUUUGGAUGGCUGUCCACCACAAACAGAAGAAAGCUCUGGAGAUCUUCUCCAGAGAAGUAGCUCCUGCAGGCACCGGCAUGGCUCCUGGACUCACUGGCAUCGUGGGCGGACGGCCGAGAGUGUCUCCUGUCCUGAAGCCGUUUUGCUUCUUGCAUCCUAAAUCUCAGCUGAAGGUGGACAUUCACCUUGGUGGACAGCUGGUUGAGUCCUUUACAGAGGCGGAACCAGACACACCUGAGCAGGAUGAAGCUCCGCCCACCCCAGCUGAGGAAAUACCUGACACAGACCUGCCCAGUGGACCACACAGCUACAGGCUGGAGGAUCUGGCAUACACAAGAAGUGGCGACAAAGGAGACUCGGCAAACAUCGGAGUUAUAGCCCGCCAUCCCCUCUUCUACCCUUACCUGAAGAAACACCUGACUUCCUCUGUGGUGGAGGAAUACUUUUCCCACCUCAUCGAGCAGGGAGUUCACAACGCUGUCACACGAUACACUCUGCCGGGGAUCCAUGGCCUCAACUUCGUCCUGCAGAGUUCGCUGGGUGGGGGAGGGGUGGCCUCACUACGCAGCGACCCCCAGGGUAAAGCCUACGGACAGAUGCUGCUGGACCUGAAGCUGAAAGGACUUCCUGACCUCAAAUCUCUGGUGGACUGAGACUCGCUUCUCUUGACAUGAACAGUUAACGCAAAGAGAUCAUUUAUGGAUCCACAUCCUUGAAUUAAAUAUUAAAAAAAAAACUUCAGGGCUUGAGAUGGUAAAACUUUUUGGAGAAUUUAUGGUAGUUUUAAUCUAAUAAUUUAAUAGAUUUACAGGAAUUAAUCUACAAUGCAAGCCAUAACAAAACAUCCAGGAAUUAAACCCCAUUUACUCCCUUCUCUAAAGAAAUAUCCUUACAGCAAUGAGUCAGUAGUCAUCUCAUGAGUCAUCUCUUACUAUAAACAACACUGAUGGGAAAAAAACAGGUAUUUCAGAUUUAAAUGUUAACACAUUAUCAAUGUAAGAAAUACCUUUAAUUUAUUUAGCCCUGAUAAAUCACAUCUGUGACUGGUCUGUGACUAAAAGUCAUACUUCCUAAUCUAAAUGAUUACCAGAACCUGAAACACCAUCAGUAUUACAAUUAGCAAGCAAGAAACUGAACAACAAACCAACAAAUCCAUGGAAAUUUAAAAUGGAAAGCUUUCCUCCUUAUGGAGUCAGUUUCAUGUGGGAAUCUCCAUCAUAUGAGUAAGAAAAUGAGUUUAUGAUGCUUUUGAUCAAAGUAUAAGAAAAAAGACUUUAACAAUGUUAAAGAGAAGCUUAAGGAAAGAUACACAACUCAAAAUAUGAUCUAAAUAUCAUAAAGUAACAGUGGUAGAAAAUCUAUGACUUAGGUCACGUGACCUUUGGCUAUUUUCCACCAAUCAUUCACAACAUUCAGAGCCCAUACAGGCGAAAUAAAAACAAUUAUCUUAUUAAUGUGGCACCUAGCAGUUGGUGGGAUGAGCACUACCAUUAGAUUUAAUGGGAAAGUGCAUCCAAUUUUUUUACUGGUUGUGUACGAGGCAGCAAGUUUACAUUUUUUUUCAUUUCUAUCAGCAAAACAAUGGGCAUAAAAAUUUUAUAGGCUUUAACAAGGAGCGUAAAUAGUGCAGCUCUAAUAGGUUCUUCUGGUCUGCAAUGGGCAGUACUUGCCAGAACUGGCAACACGGUCAUAGAGAGGCCAAGACUCAAGAAGUAGGACUCUUGUUUUGAGAAGCUGCUGUAGUUUAAAUUCAGAUACAACGGUGUCAGAAGAGGGUGCAUGGCAGUUUGUUGUGUUUAACAAGCAACGCAGAUGUAGCUGCAGACUGGUCAGGGUGAGUCAGCUGAAAGGGCCAGCAGUUGUAACUCAAGUAUCAGAACUGGCGGCUUCUUCUGAUAAAUCAUGUCUUCUUUUACACUGGGUGGACAGCUCGGUGAGGGUUUGCUGGAAAACCUCAAGUCCUGCUUUUCAUGUGGAUGUUAAUUCUGACACCUUCCUAAAUGUUGCUGACCAGGUUGCAUUGCCUGACUGUAGCGGCUUCUUUUAGCAAGGAAAUGCAUCUCACUACACAUUAACAGUCAUUUUAGGGCUGACUUUUCCUGCCCCAUUCACACUCGGUGGUGAUAAGCUAUAUGUCUAGCCACAUCUGGCGCAGAUUGACAGAAAAAAUUUCACCAAUCCACUCUCCAACCACCACCACACAUUCAUUCACCAUUGAUGCCGACACUGGAGGUAAGGAAGGUGAAGUGUCUUGUCCAAGAACACAACGAUAGAUUGACUGGUAUGAAGCAGGAUUCCAACUGCUAUUGGACAACCAACACUACAACCUGACCCACUGCCGCCCCAUUAGAUCCAUGAAGGACCCACCUCACAAGAUAAAGGAUUUGAAAAGAUCUGCUACCGAUUGCUUACUGCCAAAUACCAGGGCACACUGUCAGAGGUUUAAUAAAACCAAUACCUUAACACAAAGGACAGGACUUUUGGCUGAGUCCCUUCCUCAGCUAGAGCUAUCAGUGUAUAGCCUGUCUUUAUUUAUGUAGGAACCAAUGAUCUGCACUGUGGUGUUUCUCGGGCAUUUCAUUAAUGAAAUGGUCAUGCUUGUGUUGUUCUUACUCUCAAAUGUAAGUCGCUUUGGAUAAAAGCGUCUGUUAAAUGACUGUAGAAUAGAAUAAAUGGUUUAGGAACUGCUUUGCUAACGUAGUUCCAUCAGCUCUCUGACCUCACUAGACCCCGCAGUUCAUGACUAAGCAGUUUCUUUUUUAUUACUGACUAUGGAUAUAUUUUUUUUAAAUAUUGUAGUAUAGCAGAUUUUGAUUAACCCCAUUUGUUCACUUUGGGACCUGGUUAAGAAAAGUGUGUCUUCAGGCUCCAACCCCCCCACCCCCCAAUAGUAUUUUAUUUUUUUUAAGCUGGGUUUUUUUGUUCUUUGAUUAAAAAAUGGGCGAAGACGUUGGAACAUCAGUGCUUGUAGUGUCUGAAAGCUCCUGUAAAAGCAAAUGCCCGGUUGUUGUCAUCACUGAUAAUCUGAUCAAAGCAGCAGCUGUUUACAUCCCAGAGGCUGAGAUGUUCUUGUCCUCCUCCUUUUCUUUUGCUUCAGGGGAUCUGCCCUGACCUCUGACCUCUGAACUCCUUAGGACUGCAGAUCAGUUGUUUGUGUUUCCCUUAUAGCGGCGUUUCUCAGACACCCUACUUUAACACACCUGAAUCACAUGAAUGGCUCGCAAAGACUUGCAAAGAACUCGAUGAGGAAGUUCAAUCUGAAUCAGGUGUGUUGGAGUAGAAACAAAUCCUAAGACAUGCGGAACAGUGGGUCCUGAGGACCUGGCUUGAGAAACACUGCCUUAAAUCUUUGCUUUGGCUUCAAGAUGACCCAAUCAGAUAUCAGGAGACAGUCGUUGGCUUCAAAUCUAACAGCGUUCACCUCAACAUGACCUGGUUCUGACCAGCCACGCCACAGGAAUGCACGUCUCCUUCCACCAAAGCAACUCUCUGGCUUCCAGUCUGCUUAGUCAUAAUCACAACCAGGCUGAAGCUGUCGGAGUCCAGCCUCAGAUCUCAUCAUGCCUCCAUCAGCUGCUGCUUCUACAACUCUGUCCUGGCUCGUCAUUGUGGCAUGACCUUUCUCAUUGUCUAGGAAAAUUCUUUGCCUGCCGUUUCGCUCAUCUUUGACCUCUUUUUGAAAGACAUCUCACAGUUUGUUACCAAGUGUUUAAAGCUGCCCUAAAUACAGAAAAUCUGCAACGGUUGGUCUGAAAAAGGAGCCACAUUCAACUGAAACAUUACACAAACAGCGUUCCCUGUAAAUGGACAAUGAAAGACUUUGGAGCACAAUAAAACCAUAAUAAAUGUCAGCAAGACAAAUUCUUUCAGACGCGAAUUGAAAGCAGACCAAAAAAUCAGGCCAGUGAAGAAGGAAUCACACGGGAAAAGUGAAUCUGUCAGCUUGUGUUGUGGAGUUACAGAACAGACGUGCAGUGGAGAAACAGGCAGAGUGAGGUGUUAAAAUUAAAGCUUUAUAUCCCAGUUCCCAUAAAAACCCAAAGUGAAACGAAGUACAAGCCACAACUGUCGCCACUUUGCAUGGAAAAGAGGAAACAUGCUUCCAGCGUAAUAAUAAAAACAAGCUCUGUAAGCUAAACUGUGGUUGCACAUCUGUCCUACAUAUUCCCUCUCGACAAAUUACAAGGCGUUCCAGGCUGUUGAUGCUCAUUUUCUGGCAUAUUUUAGUCAUUUUGUCGUGAUAGACUUUCCCACAGCCAGUGGGUCAAAUCAUCAGAAUGAAAACAUCAAGGGAUUGUUGGGAAAUCUUUGUCAUUAUCAUCAUGUCUUGAUUGUUUGUCCCUUCAUCCUUUUAUUUGGAUGUGCUGGAACAACUUGAGGAAACAGUUAUAAAGUUUAAAGUUAUAAAAAAAAAAAAAAAAAAAACUUCAGACUGAUGAUCAGAAAUCACUGAAGUUGGAGUAAAAUGACCACCGAACAUUGAAAACUCUGACAUUAAACGCAUCAUAGUCUGCAUGAAUAAAUGUAACUUUGGGGCUGAUCAGCCACAUUUGACUUGUUCCACACAUUAGCUUUUAACUGGACCAGUGUCAUCUGCUUCACCUCAAAAUGCAGCGAGUCAUUAUUCCUCAGUGAGAUUUUCUGUUUGUCUCAAACCAAGCUAAAGGCCUCCUCUGGUUCAGAUAUAUAUGUAAGUUCCAGUGUUUUUAUUAAUGCGAUCCAAACAGAUGCCGCGUUGAUACAGUGAUGCUGUACUUAAAUGUUAUAAUAUCAUGUAAAUCUAGCUUUGAUCAGUAAAAAGUAUCAUAUUACAGUUCUGUCAAUCAGCUGAUUUCCCAUGAUAACUUCCUUACAGCUGUUGAAACACUCUGAAAACAGACCAUGGAUCCUGGACUACUGGACUCUGUACUCAUAUUACUAAACUUGUAUCAUAAUCUAAUUUUUGACUGGAACAUAUUUGCAAACAUGUUUAACAAUAGGAACUGUGGUAUUUUUCUAAAAAAAAAUGGAUAAAAAUAUGGUUCAAUCUAAAUUCAGAUGUUUAACAGAAAAAGAAGACAAAUACAUAAACUCUGUCAACCCUGAACCAGCUCAAACAAUGAACAAAAGUCUUUUUAGAAGCAUGGAGAUAUUUUAUAAUUAAGUUUUUGAGAUGUUUUUUUUUCUUUUUUUCUAAAAUAAAAUUUAUAGUUUACAAUUUACAUAAAAGAAAAAAUCUGAGACUUGAGCCUUGUGGAACACCACAGCUGCUUCCUUCGUUUCAGCAGGCUUAUCCUGCCCGAUGCUGACUAUGAGGAUCUAUUAAAGGGUUAGUUUAAAACUAAGAUGCUCCAAAGUAUCCAAAAGACACACCUCUGGAAAACAGCUGAUAACGCAUCAGCAGAUGUUUCUGAGGAAGGUUGCAGGUGACAGCCGAAAGGUUUCAGGUACAUUACAACAUCCUAGUACUGUAUGAAUAGGAAUGGGGGAAAGAAAAAGAAAAAAACAUUAAGAUAAGAAGACAAAAUGAAAAUCUUUGAGUUACUCCAAAAUAUGUUUUACCCUAGAAUUGGUUGGAUAUAUUUCCUCCUUUUCUGGAUGAGGGACACGCUUCAGUACUACCUUCCUCAUGAAUUUGGGCAACAAAUAUAAUCAUUGGAUGGAUUGAUUUCUGGACUCAGGGAAAGUUCCUCACUGGCAGGAAGUGAAAAUAAAAACACUUUAACCUCAUUGUUUUCGUUUUAAAAUAAAGAGUCAAGCAUCUAAUAAUAAAGAAGAGUUAUUAAAAAUAAAUCAGUUACAGUAAUGACUGGACCCUCUCUGGAGACACAUUUUCUAACAAGCCUUUAAGUCAUUUUUGAGAUUUACGAUUAUUUUCACUAACUCGUUAUUGAUUCCUUCUUUUUUAAAUGAGGGAGAUUCUUCUCCAAAUGGUAUUUUAGGGAAAGAAACGGACUCUAUUGACGGUUUCUUUUCUGUCCUGCAUGCUGAGGGAAUGAUUUCU
Molecule: messenger RNA, 7420 nt
Organism: Melanotaenia boesemani (Boeseman's rainbowfish)
Lineage: Eukaryota; Metazoa; Chordata; Actinopteri; Atheriniformes; Melanotaeniidae
Gene: lratb.1
Product: lecithin retinol acyltransferase b, tandem duplicate 1
Exons: 20
Coding region: 93-2090 (665 amino acids)
Source: RefSeq, a predicted model, not a curated record